Molecule: messenger RNA, 2120 nt
Organism: Microplitis mediator
Lineage: Eukaryota; Metazoa; Arthropoda; Insecta; Hymenoptera; Braconidae
Gene: Cdc16
Product: cell division cycle protein 16 homolog
Exons: 10
Coding region: 125-2086 (653 amino acids)
Biological process (GO): cell division
Molecular function (GO): protein binding
Source: RefSeq, a predicted model, not a curated record
UCGUUUUAGUUACCGGUUCAUAACCUUAAUAAUGAAAUAUAUAUUUGAAUUUUCUAAUUAUUUUUAUUGAUAAUUACAGUAAAUUGUAUAAAAUAGACAAUUGUGGUGAUUUAAAAUAUUUAAAAUGUCACGACUGGAGUCUGACAUUGAUUGCAAUGGAAUGCAAAAUUUAAAUGACACUAAAAAUAUUAAUUUAGACAAUUUUAGAAAGCUAGUCAAAUCUUAUAUUGAUUCACACUUGUAUAGCGCGGCAUUAUUCUGGGCUGAUAAAGUUGUUUCUUUGAGCAAUGAAGAACCCAGGGAUAUUUGUACAUUAGCACAAUGUAUGUAUUUGAUGAAACAAUAUCACAGAGCUGCUCAUUUAAUCCGAAGCCGUGGCUUGGAGAAGACUGAUUCAAUGUGUCAUUAUUUAACAAUAAGAAGUCUACUUGAAGCUAAAGAGUUCACAGAAGCUCUCCAGAUUAUCAAUGAAACGGAAUUAUGUACGAGUAUGUCACAGACCGGUGUUAGUUUUAUGGAGCACACAAAUUUUAUGCAAGAUGCGCCAAAAAAUGUACAGAGCUCGAUAUUUUACGUUAAAGGACGAGUGCACGAAGCUACUGAUAACAGAUCAGUAGCUGCAGACUGUUAUAAACAAGCUCUACAUUACGAUGUCUAUUCUUAUCAAGCAUUUGAAGCAUUAGUACAAAACCAAAUGCUUUCAGCUGCAGAAGAAAAAGAAUUGUUAGAUUCAUUGCCAUUCAACGAGCAGUGUUCAGAAGCAGAUCGUGAUUUACUUAAAUUAUUGUAUGAGAGUAAAUUGAAAAAAUAUCAAGCACCUAUGGAUGAUUUAUCAAUAACUUGUGGUGCAAAAGGUGUUCUUGUAACGGACAGACUGCAGGAUAAUUUAGAUAUGCAAGUAGCAAAAGCUGAAAGAUUGUAUUAUAAUUGUGAUUAUCAGCAGUGUUUUUCAUUAACUGAGACAAUCUUAAAAAAAGAUCCGUACCACAAUUGUUGCCUACCAGUUCACAUUGCCUGUUUAGUAGAACUAAAAAAAACUAAUGCAUUAUUUUAUCUUGCUCAUAAGCUUGUCGACUUGUAUCCUGACAUGGCACUGGCAUGGUUCGCUGUUGGAUGUUAUUAUUUUGCAAUUGGAAAAAGUGAUCAUGCAAGAAGAUAUUUGGCUAAAGCCACAGCUCUGGAUCGGCUAUUCGGACCAGCUUGGCUAGCAUACGGACACUCAUUUGCUGUAGAAAAUGAACAUGAUCAAGCAAUGGCUGCCUAUUUUAAAGCAUCACAAUUGAUGAAAGGCUGUCAUCUUCCUCUUUUGUAUAUCGGACUCGAGUGUGGGCUAACAAAUAAUCUUAAACUAGCUGACAAGUUUUUCCAACAAGCUCAAAGUAUCGCGCCCAAUGAUCCGUUUGUCAUUCAUGAGACCGGAGUUAUUUCAUUUUCUAAUCUAGAUUAUAAGACAGCAGAGCGUCAAUUUAAAGAAGCACUGAGUAAAAUUCAAAUCGGAGGAAAAAAUAUUGUCUUACCCAGUAAAUGGGAACCGCUUCUCAAUAAUUUAGGACACACUUGUAGAAAAUUGAAAAAAUAUGAGGAGGCUUUGGAUUAUCAUCAACAAGCUUUGGUUCUAAAUCCUCUAAAUCCGUCAACUUAUUCAGCAAUUGGAUUCAUUCAUGCGCUUAUUGGUAAUACACAGGAAGCUGUUGAUGCUUUUCAUCGAGCACUUGGUCUUAGGAGAGAUGACACUUUUACUACGACGAUGCUAGGAUAUGUUUUAGAACAAUUGAUUGAUGAAAGUCCACCUUUCCCAGAUGCACCAACUGAAAUGCCAAAAUACAAAUUCCCAGAAGUACCUUUGACAACGGAACCCACGGAAACAACAGAAAAUUCAGCAGCUGGAACUGCAGGAGCUCCGGAACAAGAAAUUGAUAAAUUGCGUGUUAAUUUAUUUUCAUCUUGGGGUGAUGACAAUACUGGUAAAUCUGAAGAAAAUGCACCACGUCAAACAGAACGUCCUAGUGACGUUAACUAUUCGUCUGGUGAAAUGGACUCCGAGGUUGAGAUGUUAGACUCUUCGACAGCGCAUAUUGAAUAUUAAAUCAUUUAAUAAAAUGCUGGUUUUUUUAAAUACA